Messenger RNA from Gadus chalcogrammus (walleye pollock), 3627 nucleotides. Its product is annotated as serine/threonine-protein kinase OSR1-like. NCBI's taxonomy places the organism in Eukaryota, Metazoa, Chordata, Actinopteri, Gadiformes, Gadidae. Bases 1 to 720 code for a protein of 239 amino acids. Gene Ontology annotation, molecular function: protein serine/threonine kinase activity; ATP binding. The record is from RefSeq and is a predicted model, not a curated record. The transcript has 10 exons.
AUGGAGAACAACGAAUACUUGCAGGAGAGGUUACUUCAAAGAGCGCCAACAAUAACAGAGAGGUCGAAAAAGGUGCGGCGGGUCCCUGGUUCCAGCGGGAGGCUCCACAAGACGGAGGACGGCGAGUGGGAGUGGAGCGACGAGGAGCUGGAUGUGGAGAGCGAGGAGGGCAAGGCCGCCGUCGCCGCCUUGAGGUCGCCCAGAGUGAAGGAGGGAUCCGAAAGUUCUGAGGACUUUGUGGCUACGGAGGCCUCAAGUAGUCAUCUCCAGCCCCCGGCCGCGGGUCAGCCCCAGCUACCUCAUGCAGCAGGCCAGGCUCUGCUGCAGCCCACACAGCCCAACUCCCAACCCACUACCCAGGCUGCAGGCCCCGGCCUUCCCACUGCUGCUUUGUCUGCUCAGAUCCUAACAUCAACAAGUGAUCCUAAGGCCCCCAUCAGCCUGGUGUUACGGUUAAGAAAUUUAAAGAAGGAACUAAAUGACAUCCGCUUUGAAUUCAUGCCAGGACGAGACACGGCUGACGGCGUCUCUCAGGAGUUGGUCUCCGCAGGCCUUGUUGACGGCAGGGAUUUAGUUAUAGUUGCUGCUAAUUUGCAAAAAAUUGUGGAUGAGCCUCAGUCGAACCGAAAUGUGACCUUCAAAUUGGCCUCUGGGGUGGAGGCCAGUGAAAUACCAGACGACGUCAAGCUGAUGGGCUUCGCUCAGCUCAGUAUUAGUUAAACAAAUGGGACUUGCCUAAAAGAAUGUAAAAAAAAUAAAUCAUAUGCAUUUUUGUUUAAUUCUCUGGCCGUAAAGAAACCACUACUGCCAACGAAGAGAGGCAGCAUGCCUGCCAGCGGGGGCCAGGACACCGCAGCGGACUAUAACAGUAACAGGGUUUACAGUAUAUAUGUAGGAUGAAGUAUCUGACGUCUUUAACGUCCAUGCUCUCUGCUCUCCCGCUCUUACUCUGUGUCAUGUUCUGCAUCUUCCCCAUCUGAAGCACUAAAACCUGCUCCCUGUAACAAGGCCUUAUCUAUAUCACAUCUGAAGCCCUUAAACCUGCUCCCUGUAACAAGGCCUUAUCUUCAUCACAUCUGAAGCCCUUAAACCUGCUCCCUGUAACAAGGCCUUAUCUUCAUCUCAGCUGCUGAACGGGUCCCUCGCCUCCCCACAAAACCACAUGAAAGUGGUUUAUAUUGCUGAUGUUUUAGUUUAUUUGUUCUUUUUUUCUAUUUUCUUUUGGUUGGAGGGGGACUCAAUCAGAAGCCAGCCUGAUGUGGAACCGUUACAGGCAUUGAGCUUCAAAAAGCAACGCGGGUCGCCCACAUCGUCACGUCGCGCAACAGUCAACUGAUAAAUAAUGACUCACUAAAACCUUCACAUAAGCCAAAACAACUUCAAUACAGCAUUGCUUUACCCCUUAAGGCCGUGUUCACAUCUAGCGAUUUUUGUAAUAGGGAAAGGUUGAUCCGACCGUUUUUUUCAAAAAAAGAAGAAGCUGGCAGCGUUUUUUUGUCCUAAAAGCACUGGGAGCGUUUUUUUUAUCGCUUAGGAACCAAUUCUAGACCCGACAUUACCCGCCUACUACGUAUCCCGGCUAGAGCCCAUUAGACAUGUCAUAGAUCUCGACAUGUUCUGUAAUUAAAACUAUUAAUCGCUCCACCGGCACUUUCCCCGAGUGAUUUGUCCGCCAUUGUUUCUUGUUUUGACAGUGAGUUUCCUCUCACUGUGUCAAUGUUCCGCUUUUGAUUGGUCAGUUGCCAAAAAGACCCCUGACGUCGGCCGCUUUCUUCCUGAAAGUUGAACUUUUUUCAACGCUCCGUAUGGAAGAAAAAAACGCUGGGAGAGGCGUUUAAAAAAACGGCUGUGACUUUUUCCAGAAACGCUCUGCUCCAUAGGAAUAUAAUGUAAAACAAGCGCUGGCAAAUUUAAAAAAAACGCUAGAUGUGAACACGGCCUAACCCGUCAUGGCUGUAUUGGCAUGUCACCUGCUGCUAGAGCUGCUGAAGUGGAGCCAAGGAGCGCUAGUCCGGCUGGAUCCAGUCAAUGUGGGUUUAAACGUUGUAGUUUUAUCCGCGCCAAGUGGACGACUGAUUGUUCAGUUACAAAAGUGAAACCGUCAGGGAUGAUGUAAGAAUAUGUAAGGAUAAUAUUUACUUUUAUUUUGGUUUUCUUUUCCGAUUGGUGGUGUCCUAGUAGUGCAUAUAAAACCUAUAACUAAUUGAUCUAAUGUCAUCUCUGAAGGCCUACAUCAAACCUAUUUUUCCUUCCUUUGUGUUUUGUUUUAAUGGAGGGUAGCAUUCCGGCCUUGUGUACCAAAUCACUGUUAGGACUUUCCAUAAAAGUGAAUAUAUUAAAGUUUGUAAAUUAAUGUUUUUCACCAACAUCACUGGAAGCCACAAGUGUUGUAUGAGCAAAUAUGUGUACUGUUUGUCUGUCGGUGUAUUAUGCGAUUUCUCUGUUUGGAAUCUAAUUCUCAAAGACUUUAAAGUGCAUAUUUGCUUAUUUGGAAGAACAAUUCGUACUUAACUUAACUUCUAGUACGUAAAUAAGACCAUAUGGCUUUGAUUUGUUUUUAUAUCUUGAUAUUUCAUUUUUUCUUCUCUUUUCUGUCCUAUGAGAAGAUUUGGGAUUGUAGCGGGGGAAAGGAAAACGACAGGAAAGGAAAUGUAAUGUUUAAUUCUUCUGUUUUUGCAAUCCACACCGUUGGUAUGUUUCAAAUGUGGCUUAUUCACGCAGGUUCGAAGUCCUAUGCUUGAACACAUUACGCUGGGAUUCAGCCGUUGUCGGGCAACAAUACAAGGCCUGUCCAGGUCACUUUCUUUAAUCCUGAGCUAAGUCAAUAAAGAGUUCUCACACUCAUUUAAGAUUUCAAAAUGGCUGCUUAUUAUAACACAUCCCGUGUCACGAGUUUGUGGGUCACUUCAUCUUAAAGAUGUCUUUUAAUACACAGAACCAUGUCACCAAGAUGUGCGUUAAUACAACCCACUGGCAUUGACCUCCAUAGGAAAUAUGUAUUACCUAUUGGUAAUAUUAUAGGUAAAAGUAUGACCUAUGGAUCUGUGUGUCUUAAGACCAACUCAAAUUUGUGAGGACUGAAAGAAGAUGCUGAGUAUCUCAUACCCCAGCCUUCUGCCAUGUUUCAUUUCUUGGUGUUGAGGUUUCAGUUGAGACCUUCCUCUCCUGGUGAUUUUUGUCUCUUUAAGAGGUGUGGUCAAAUGGCAGGUUUUCCCCUAACGUACAGCAAGGAGCAGAGCAUCUAGCUAAUAUUAAAGGUUCAAACACGCAGCAUUGAUGCCAUUGCCUGUAGUCGAACGGGCAUGGAUUUGGAUUUGUCAAACCAGUGUUGGCCAGACUGUACCCCUGAGGAAUCCUUGACACUUCACCCCUCUCUCAAACAUAACCUGCUGGGUCUUUAUCUCAUGCUGAUCAAACUGAGGACACUCAGACACGGGUUUCUUCUUUUUUUUUUUUUUUUUGUGUUCAACUCAGUAGUAUCACCACACUGAUGUAUUUACACUAUCCACUCAUUUUCAGUUUUCCAUGCUUGGUUCUUAUAGAUUAUUUGAGAGUUGACUGCAUGUUUGAUUCAUUGUUUCAAUCAAUAAAGAAUGAACAUAUCCAAACAGAUUUGACUGGUUGCCA